Molecule: messenger RNA, 897 nt
Organism: Symbiodinium natans
Lineage: Eukaryota; Dinophyceae; Suessiales; Symbiodiniaceae
Source: the annotation of a GenBank genome assembly
AUGGGCACGAGAGCGGCGUGCUCGGCCAGGUGUAGCCGCUGUGGCGCUGCAGCCUAUUGCUCCACAGAGUGCCAGCGCAAGGACUGGAAGACUCACAAGCUCUCGUGCCAGAAAGUCGUCUCUCCGGAGACUCGCGUCAGCGACCUUCUCCGCGCGGGCAAACUCUUCACAGCUGGGCAGGAGCUUGCCAAGCUGGAGAAGCCGAGCACACGCCUGGCUACUGAGCACGAGGAACGUGUAAAAGACGGCAUCCACUCAGAGGUUGUGGAGGGACGGCUGGAGCUGCAGCCUGUAACCUUAGGCAUGGGCUACGUCGCAGCGAAGGACAUGUCACCAGGCGAUGUCCUUCUCUUCGACACUGCCUUUUGCGCUGCGCCCACGAACGGCGAGAAGGAAUAUUUCUAUCUCAUUGCCGAGAAAGCCAUCCGAAAGGGGCAUCGCGAUCGGCGAAUCAGCGCCCGCGCUGACGCCCAAGCCGACUUUUACUAUGCCUCGGUCUUGAAGCUGGGAACCAAGGACAACCAUGAUAGAGCCACGCUCGAUGACACCGAAAUGGACGCAGACAUGAAAGAGCAGAUUCUUGUAUGCUCAAUCGCGGAAGCCAACUGCCUGUACUGCACGCAGGAUCCCAGCCAAGUUGCACUCUUCGUGGCCGGCGCGCGCUUCAACCACUCCUGCGCGCCCAAUGCUGUCUUCGAAAGCAGCCGUGGGACGCUGGUGGUAAAAUCUCUUGCUGCCAUUCCGGCCGGUGAGGAGGUGACGGUGAGCUACCUGCCCAGCGAGCUGCUGUCCGAGGCCGGCAGCAAAAGACGCGAGCGCUUGCUCCAGGGUCGCGGCUUCCAUUGCAGGUGCAUGAGGUGCCAGGAGGAAGCAGGCAGCGAGGGCGGCCCACCGUGA